GUAUCCGUCUUGGUUAGAUCGUUCUCGUCAACAAAGAAAUAAUGAGAGGAUGAUGAACACUGAUCAUGUGGAUGAGAAGCAAGCUGUAGCUGAUCAAUCCGAUGCCCACAACUCAGUUCCGAGUGCAAGAAGGAGCAUGUCUCUCGACAAUUAUUCCAGGCGAUUCGGCGGAUACACAGCAGAGCACCGAUGGGUGGUACUGCAAAAGAGUAUCAGAAAAAAUGAAAAGGCGUUGCACAAACAUCCCAUUGAGAUCCAAGUUAGAUCAGUUCUCAUGGAUUCCUGGAUCGCUAUCAACCGUGACAUUGAAUAUGACGCGCUGACUGGCAUUUUGUCCGCCCCGGAGCGACGCAUCCUUGACAGCAUCAAAGGCCUAGCGCAAACUGGGGAACUACUGUUAGAGCAACUACAUCAUGUCAAUGUUGUGCGCCGAAAAGAAGAUCAGAUGCCAAUUAGGGAACCGGGAGAUAUAACAAGAGUGCUAGAACAGUACUUUGUUCUGGAAGAGCCUGUACCACAUCUUUCCGAGGAUCCCUUCGCUGAAUUACUUUAUCCUGUUCUGAAAGGUAUGGGCAUAUCAACAAUCGGGGAGUUGAAGAUGCGGCUCGAUCGUGAUGGUGUUGAGCCGUACUGCCAAGAGAAGUUUGCAAGCUUCCGCAAAGAAUUCCCCAUUGAUGGUUCCUUUGAAUCUUUUGUUCUGCCUCGGCUUCUGAAAAGCAUACAGCGACAUGAAGUUAGUGAGAUCUUUAGAAGCCUGGGAUAUCACCCGUAUGGCGCUCUCCCCAGCCUCAUGAGCCUGAUGAAUAGAACCUUAACGUGGGUCAUAGACCGGAAGCGUAACACUAUCCACGCUGAUAUGGAAUAUCCUUGUCUCGCGCUGGUUCUGUGCAUUUAUGUUUGGACAGAAAGGAACGAAAAUCCAGCUCCAGGGCAUUCUAUGUGGUCUGGAUAUCACGAUCACAGCAUUCUCCCUGAUGUGUUAACUGAGCUCUUCCGUGGCCAAGAUCUGACAGAACCGGGGACGUCUAUAAUGUUAACUGGUCUGGCAGAUGUCAUCACUGAAUUUCGUGACGAAAUAAUGUAUCGGAAUGCGCUGCCUACUGAUGCGAACAAGGUUGGCAUGUUUGGAGAUCGACUCGUCAAGCAACCGCUCAAACUGGAACAGGGCAUCAAUAUGUUUUUACGCUACUCCCAGAAUUUGAAGGCCAAUAGCCCAGGUGAUAUGAAGGAAACAAUAAGAAAUGCUUUUGCAGGUGAAGCCCAGACGAUUUGUUCGCGUUUGUUUGAUUGGUACCACAAUCGACUCUCGCUGCACGAAGCUUUCCGGAUUGCCCAUACUACCAACUUUUCGCUUACCGAGAUUCGCGAAUCUAGAGCGUUUUGGGAUCUAUUUGCAAAGAAUACCCUACUGCAGGGAUUUGAAGACCUAAUCGACAGGCGUGGCGAAGCGUUCCAGCCUUGGUUGGAUGGGUUGAUUACUAAAUUUGAAGAGAUACGUGGUGGAAAGUGUAGAAAAUGGCAGCCAGUGAUGUGGAAGGAGGACUCUACUAAAACAGAUGAUCACAAACCUCGUGGUCACCGCAAGACCGAAGUGGCACUAUGCAUUCUAGAUUGCGCCGAGCUGUCGGAAUACCAUGUACGGCUGAGACUUAGCGCCCUCGGUGGUAUGGACAUCAUAUUCCUGCAAAAUUUCAGGUUCACUCUCACGGAAGAAGAAGCAUCGAUUUUGGCAUUUUUGCCGCUUUGGUACUAUCUCGGCAAACUCGAAGUCGAUGCUCAUUCAGGCUUGCAUCUUGUGACGCUAGUUCACAAUGACUUGUGCGGUCCUGUACCGACGUCCAAAAAGCCAAUGUCGCUGGGUCCGCUCUGGAAGGCUAAGACUGAAGCAUCAAGCGAUAACGCGUUGGUUUGCGAUAUUCGGAUGCAUCUCGGAGACUCCCGUCCGCCCAUCUGUCUUCGCCUUCCCAACUACAAACCCGGGGCUCCUAUUGGCAUGAAUCUACUUCCUUCUGAGGACGAUUGGGAACUUGAAGAAAGAAAUAUCGAAUAUGUAAAACAUGAAAAUCAGCCUUUGGAAGAAAACCAGGUUGAAACAGAGGUCGAUCAGAAGGAGGACGAGGUUGUAGAAGGAAGCGAAGGUGAACCGGAGGAUUGGGGGUAUCUUCAAAGAAUCAAAGGCGAAUCAGAAGAUGGGCAACAGUACUGGGGGAAUCUGAAGAAAGCAGAAAGUGAGUCGGGAAGUUCACAAGAUACAGGCGGCUACUUGACAUGGAGCAAAGAUGGACCAAAGAAUAGGAGAUCAAGAGGUGGAUCUAUGAAAGCAAGCAAGGAUGCACUAGAAGAUGAACAUGAAGUAGAAGAUAUGUUCUUCUGGGCAGCAGUAUCGUACAAUCUCGCGGAGAGCGGAAAACGUUUGCUCCCAAGCGCGCUCAUCGACGGAAGUCAAACCAACCGUGCAGCUGAUAUCAAAGUGGGUAAUCACCAUCGCGUAGUGCUGUUCAAACUGAAAGAAACACUUCGGGACCUAGUCUAG
Messenger RNA from Periconia digitata, 2533 nucleotides. The record is from the annotation of a GenBank genome assembly. Lineage: Eukaryota; Fungi; Ascomycota; Dothideomycetes; Pleosporales; Periconiaceae.